AUAAAAUCGGGUAAAACCUAGUAUUAAUUUAUUAAUUUUUAACAAAUUUUUUAUGAUUUUUUCAAUUUUAGAGCAUAUAUUAACUCAUAUAUCUUUUUCGGUCGUUUCAAUUGUACUACUAAUUUAUUUUUUAACUUUAUUAGUUAAUUUAGAUGAAAUCAUAGGAUUUUUUGAUUCAUCAGAUAAAGGAAUCGUAAUUACGUUUUUUGGUAUAACAGGAUUAUUAUUCACGCGUUGGAUUUAUUCAGGACAUUUUCCAUUAAGCAAUUUAUAUGAAUCAUUAAUUUUUCUUUCAUGGGCUUUUGCAAUUAUUCAUAUAGUUUCCUAUUUUAAUAAAAAAAAAAAAAAUCACUUAAACGCAAUAACUGCGCCAAGUGCUAUUUUUAUUCAGGGUUUUGCUACUUCAGGCCUUUUAAACAACAUGCCUCAGUCUGCAAUAUUAGUACCAGCUCUCCAGUCCCAGUGGUUAAUGAUGCACGUAAGUAUGAUGAUCUUAGGCUAUGGCGCUCUGUUAUGCGGAUCAUUAUUAUCAAUAGCUCUUCUAGUCAUUACAUUUCGCAAGGUCGGAUCUACUUUUUGGAAAAAUAAUAUGAAAAUAAAAUUUUUAUUAAAUGAAUUUUUUUCUUUUGAUGUACUUUACUACAUAAACGAAAGAAAUUCUAUUUUACUACAACAAAACAUUAAUUUUAGUUUUUCUAGAAAUUAUUAUAGGUAUCAAUUGAUUGAACAAUUAGAUUAUUGGAGUUUUCGUAUUAUUAGUCUCGGAUUUAUCUUUUUAACCGUCGGCAUUCUUUCAGGAGCUGUAUGGGCUAAUGAAACGUGGGGUUCAUAUUGGAAUUGGGAUCCGAAAGAAACCUGGGCAUUUAUUACUUGGACCAUCUUCGCAAUUUAUUUACAUAUUAAAACAAAUAGGAAUGCUCGAGGUAUAAAUUCUGCAAUUGUGGCUUCGCUAGGUUUUCUUUUAAUUUGGAUAUGCUAUUUUGGCGUCAAUCUUUUAGGAAUAGGUUUACAUAGUUAUGGUUCAUUUACAUCGAAUUAA
This is a messenger RNA of Lycium ferocissimum, 1039 nucleotides long. RefSeq names its product cytochrome c biogenesis protein CcsA. Bases 53 to 1039 code for a protein of 328 amino acids. The transcript has a single exon. Lineage: Eukaryota; Viridiplantae; Streptophyta; Magnoliopsida; Solanales; Solanaceae. The record is from RefSeq and is a predicted model, not a curated record. Gene Ontology annotation, cellular component: plasma membrane. Gene Ontology annotation, biological process: cytochrome complex assembly. Gene Ontology annotation, molecular function: heme binding.